ACAUCCACCACUACUGCAGCAGAAACAUCAACAACAACAGAGACCUCCACAAUCACAACAACUGCACCUGAAACGUCCACCACUACUGGAGCAGAAACAUCUACAACAACAGAGACCUCCGCAAUCACAACAACUGCACCUGAAACAUCCACCACUAGUGCAGCAGAAACAUCUACAACAACAGAUACUUCAACAAUCACAACAACUGCACCUGAAACAUCCACCACUACUGCAGCAGAAACAUCAACAACAACAGAGACCUCCACAAUCACAACAACUGCACCUGAAACAUCCACCACUAGUGCAGCAGAAACAUCUACAACAACAGAGAUCUCCACAAUCACCACAACUGCUCCGGAAACAUCCACCACUAGUGCAGCAGAAACAUCUACAACAACAGAGACCUCCACAAUCACAACAACUGCUCCUGAAACAUCCACCACUAGUGCAGCAGAAACAUCUACAACAACAGAUACUUCAACAAUCACAACAACUGCACCUGAAACAUCCACCACAACUGCAACAGAAACAUCAACAACAACAGAGACCUCCACAAUCACAACAACUGCACCUGAAACAUCAACCACUACAACUGCGCCUGAAACAUCUACAACAACAGAAACCUCAACAAUCACAACAACUGCACCUGAAACAUCCACCACUAGUGCAGCAGAAACAUCUACAACAACAGAUACUUCAACAAUCACAACAACUGCACCUGAAACAUCCACCACAACUGCAGCAGAAACAUCAACAACAGAGACCUCCACAAUCACAACAACUGCACCUGAAACAUCAACCACUAGUGCAGCAGAAACAUCUACAACAACAGAGACCUCCACAAUCACAACAACUGCACCUGAAACAUCCACCACUGGUGCAGCAGAAACAUCUACAACAACAGAAACCUCCACAAUCACAGCAACUGCACCUGAAACAUCCACCACUGGUGCAGCAGAAACAUCUACAACAACAGAAACCUCCACAAUCACAGCAACUGCGCCUGAAACAUCUACAACAACAGAAACCUCAACAAUCACAACAACUGCACCUGAAACAUCCACCACUAGUGCAGCAGAAACAUCUACAACAACAGAAACCUCCACAAUCACAACAACUGCACCUGAAACAUCCACCACUAGUAGACCUCCAACAAUCACAACAACUGCACCUGAAACAUCUACCACUAGUGCAGCAGAAACAUCUACAACAACAGAGACCUCCACAAUCACAACAACUGCACCUGAAACAUCUACCACUAGUGCAGCAGAAACAUCUACAACAACAGAAACCUCCACAAUCACAACAACUGCUCCUGAAACAUCCACCACUAGUGCAGCAGAAACAUCUACA
Messenger RNA from Onychostoma macrolepis, 1353 nucleotides. RefSeq names its product mucin-5AC. The record is from RefSeq and is a predicted model, not a curated record. The annotation marks the transcript as partial. The transcript has 3 exons. NCBI's taxonomy places the organism in Eukaryota, Metazoa, Chordata, Actinopteri, Cypriniformes, Cyprinidae.